This is a messenger RNA of Drosophila subpulchrella, 981 nucleotides long. Its product is annotated as fibrinogen-like protein A. Bases 47 to 919 code for a protein of 290 amino acids. The transcript is spliced from 4 exons. Lineage: Eukaryota; Metazoa; Arthropoda; Insecta; Diptera; Drosophilidae. The record is from RefSeq and is a predicted model, not a curated record.
GCAAUCGGUUCAGAAGUUUUCUUAAACCUCUCCAUUAAAGUCGGAAAUGCAUUGUUUAACUGCCUAUUUAGCCCUUGUGGCUUUCGGUUUCUGUAUAUCCGUAGGAAUGUCGGAUCCCAUAACCUCCAUACAGCUUCAAGAGGAAAUCAAUACCACAUCGGAUGCCCUAGCCGCUAUCGAUAAGCUUUUGCUUGGCUUGGAGGAUCGCCGACAGUCCUUGAUUCACAUAAAGGAUACCAUCGCAAAUGACAGCGGUGUCAUCUAUCCCACAUCCUGUCUGACCAAAGACAACAUCAACCAUACCAGUCUUAUUGUUCAGGUGCCGGGUCACAAUGCCUUCCCAGUUGUUUGCGAUUCCAAUCUGGCCGGACUGGGCUGGUUGGUCAUUCAGAGGCGCUGGAAUGGACUGGUCAACUUUUAUCGCGACUGGAGUGAUUACAGGGCGGGAUUCGGCGACCCGAACGGCGAUUUCUUCAUCGGCCUGGAGAAACUCAAUUGGCUAACAGCCUACCAGCCAUUCGAACUCUAUAUCCACCUGGAGGAAUGGGAAUAUAAGAAGAAUGUGUUCGCCAAGUACGAUGAGUUUCUCAUUGGCAGUGAAUCCGAAUACUUCGCCCUGAAAUACCUCGGAGCUUACUCCGGAACCGCUGGAGAUUCUUUAAGAAACAACAAAGGCCAGCGGUUCUCCACAUUCGAUCGGAAGAAUGAUGACACCGACAACAAACAUUGUGCACAGUUUCAUCUCGGAGCUUGGUGGUAUAAGGAUUGUGGACAGAGUAAUCUAAAUGCUCAAUAUUUUGAUUAUUAUCGCGAUUUGCCCGUGGACAAAGCGCGUUACAUCAGCUGGGAUUCAUUUAACACCUCUGCCCCUCUGAGUUUUGUUCAAUUGAUGAUUCGUCCCAAGUUUGGAGGUUUUUAAACAGUGAAAGAAUGACAUCUUUUUCUUCUUUAUGAUUUUAAAUAAAAAUUAUUUUUGCAUGA